Molecule: messenger RNA, 1530 nt
Organism: Benincasa hispida (wax gourd)
Lineage: Eukaryota; Viridiplantae; Streptophyta; Magnoliopsida; Cucurbitales; Cucurbitaceae
Product: zinc finger CCCH domain-containing protein 23-like
Molecular function (GO): metal ion binding
Source: RefSeq, a predicted model, not a curated record
GUAGUAUUGACGUUUUUUUGUGACAUUAAUAUUUUAACCGAACCACGGUUAAAACUUACUCCUCUCUUUCCUUUCAAUGGGUUUAUAAUUUAUAAAUUCGCAGCCGAUCUUUUUGUUUCUUCAUUCACAGAGUCGUCGGCUGAAAGAUGAUGAUCGGAGAACAAUCUAGAUUCAAUCACACCAUUCAAGUUCCUCCAUGGGACCCACUUGAAGACCACCAUAUGACCGGAAUUUCCUCGCCGGUCUUCAUCUCUGGUGGGGUCGACUCAUUUAUCGACUCCUUUUCUUCCAUUCACCGUUACCUUCCCUCCGCGGCGGAUUCCGAUGAUUUGGAUGCGGUAGCUGAGGCGGUGGAUGGUUUCUCCUGUGACCAUUUUCGGAUGUUCGAGUUCAAAAUACGGAGAUGCGCACGUGGGAGGUCGCACGAUUGGACGGAGUGUCCGUACGCGCAUCCCGGCGAGAAAGCUCGCCGGCGUGAUCCGAGGAAGUAUCAUUACUCCGGUACGGCUUGUCCGGAGUUUCGUAAAGGGAAUUGCAAAAAAGGGGAUUCUUGCGAUUUCGCUCACGGGAUUUUCGAGUGUUGGCUUCAUCCAGCUCGGUACCGGACUCAGCCUUGUAAGGACGGAUUAGCCUGUCGCCGUCGUGUCUGUUUUUUCGCACACACGCCGGAACAGCUUCGGGUUCUGCCGCAGCAGAGCCCGAGAACCCCUGUUUCGGCCGAUUCUGUUGAUGGGUCAUCACGAAUUGCACACGCAUUCGAUUCCUAUUUCGCCAAAGGAUCAUUUGUGACUUCACCCACUUCAAUUCUAUCAACGCCCCCUGUUUCUCCGCCAUCCGAUUCACCUCCCCUAUCGCCGAAUUGUCCGUUUAAUUCGAUGAAUGGAUUGGUUUCGUGUAUGCGUAAUCUUCAACUUGGGAAAUCGAAAGCAACCCCUCAUUGGGGGAGGAUUCAAUUGGGGGGACAGAAUCCACUCUCUCCCUCCGGCUCUGGUUUGUACAGCUUACCGUCAACUCCGACCACCGGAAAUUACGAAUUGUGGGGGAAGAGUUACGAGGAAGAACCUGCAAUGGAGAGAGUGGAAUCUGGGAGAGACCUAAGAGCUAAAAUGUAUGCAAAACUCAGCAAAGACAACUCUGUGAAGGAGGUGGAUUCAACAUUCACACCCGAUGUCGGAUGGGUUUCGGAGCUAUUAAUGUGAAACGGGUAAAGAAAAAAGGGAAAAAAAACUUCAUCAAUCGGUGGCCUUUUGGGGUUUGUUUGUGAAUUCAUAUUUCGAUGGUGGGAUUGUGCAAAUUUUCAGCGUUUUUUUAAAAUUGUAUUUAAAUUUAAUUAGCAGGGAGAAGGAAAGAAAGAAAUUACUCUGUUUUUGUUGUAGAUAUGAAAAGACGGAAUUUUUAGGCUGCCGAGAAGUAAGGUACAUAAGGAGGUUGUUGUCGGCUGGGGUUUGAUCGAAUUUUUAAUUGUAAUAAUAUUUUCGGAUUUUCAGUAAAUGAUGUGAAGAUCUUCAUCUUGUCUGAUUAAAAUUCGAA